Peromyscus eremicus (cactus mouse) is the source of this 3362-nucleotide messenger RNA. It is a transcript of the gene Mlxip, whose product is annotated as MLX interacting protein. Gene Ontology annotation, cellular component: nucleus. Lineage: Eukaryota; Metazoa; Chordata; Mammalia; Rodentia; Cricetidae. Gene Ontology annotation, biological process: regulation of transcription by RNA polymerase II. Gene Ontology annotation, molecular function: DNA-binding transcription factor activity, RNA polymerase II-specific; RNA polymerase II cis-regulatory region sequence-specific DNA binding; protein dimerization activity. The transcript is spliced from 17 exons. The coding region runs from base 151 to 2904 and encodes 917 amino acids. The record is from RefSeq and is a predicted model, not a curated record.
GGCGCGUUCCCGGGCAGUCUGCGCGAGGGCCGCGCCGCGGCCGGCUACCUCCUCCUCCUCCUCCCCCGCCCCGUCCCUCCUCUGUCCCCUCAGCCUCUUCGCUCCACGUCGUCCCGGCUCCCGGGGGAUGCCCCGGACCAGGCUCUCUUCAUGGCUGCCGACGUUUUCAUGUGUUCUCCGCGUCGGCCCCGCGGUCGGGGCCGCUCGGUGCUGCUCAAGCCUCAGGGGCCGGAGGACGACGACGACUCGGACACAGACGAGCCGUCUCCGCCGCCCCCCUCCGGCGUGGCCACCGCAGCCCGGGCCCACGCGAGCGCCGCACUGUUGCCGCCCCGGGCCGGGCCGGGCCGCGAGGAGCCUCCGCGCCGCCAGCAGAUCAUCCACAGCGGCCACUUCAUGGUGUCCUCUCCGCACCGCGAGCACCCGCCCAAGAAGGGCUACGAUUUCGACACGGUCAACAAGCAGACGUGCCAGACCUAUAGUUUCGGCAAGACCAGCUCCUGCCACCUGUCCAUUGAUGCCUCGCUCACCAAGCUCUUCGAGUGCAUGACCCUGGCCUACAGUGGGAAAUUAGUGUCUCCAAAGUGGAAAAACUUCAAGGGCCUGAAGCUCCAGUGGCGGGACAAGAUCCGGCUCAACAACGCCAUCUGGCGGGCAUGGUACAUGCAGUAUCUGGAGAAACGCAAGAACCCUGUGUGCCACUUUGUCACCCCACUGGACGGCUCUGUUGACGUAGAUGAGCACCGCAGGCCAGAGGCCAUCACCACAGAGGGCAAAUACUGGAAGAGUCGCAUUGAGAUUGUGAUCCGGGAGUACCAUAAGUGGAGGACCUACUUCAAGAAAAGGCUGCAGCAACACAAGGAUGAAGACCUCUCGAGUCUGGCCCAGGAUGAUGACAUGCUCUAUUGGCACAAACAUGGAGAUGGUUGGAAAAUCCCAGUCCCCAUGGAGGAGGACUCACUGCUGGACACAGACAUGCUCAUGUCAGAAUUCAGUGACACCCUCUUCUCCACACUUUCUUCACACCAACCAGUGGCCUGGCCCAACCCGCGGGAAAUAGCACAUUUGGGAAAUGCAGACAUGAUCCAGCCAGGCCUGAUCCCUUUGCAACCCAACCUGGACUUCAUGGACACCUUUGAACCUUUCCAGGAUCUCUUCUCUUCCAGCCGAUCCAUUUUUGGCUCCAUGCUGCCUACACCUACGUCAGUACCUGCCCCAGAUCCCAGCAGCCCACCUUCUCAGGGGAACAUCUUGCCAAACCCAGCUCUUCCCACCGUGAGCCUUCCCAACAGCCUCAUUGCAUCCUCUGCAUCCCCGUCCCUGGACCCCACAGACGGGCAGGCUUGUGAACGCACUUCCCAGACUGUGGACCCGUUUAUUCAACCUGCAGACUUUGGUCCCUCUGAGCCACCACUGAGUGUCCCACAGCCCUUCCUUCCUGUCCUCACUAUGACCUUGCUUUCCCCUGGCCCUGCCCCGGCACCUGUCCCGACGGCACUGCCCUUGGUUUCUCCUCCUGCCUCUACUCUGAGCCCUUCAGCUCCGCCAGCUUUCCUGCAGCCACAGAAGUUCGCUGGAGUCAGCAAGUCGACCCCUGUAAUCACCCACACAGCCUCGGCCACUCUAACCCAUGAUGCUUCUGCCACCACUUUCAGCCAGAGCCAAGGUCUGGUUAUCACUGCACACCACCCAGCCCCCUCGUCAUCCCCCUGCGGUCUGGCUCUGUCACCUGUACCUCAACCAACAGCUGUGGGACCUCCCCAGCCUCAUUUAACGUUUAUACACCCCAAACCUGUGUCCUUGACUGGAGUGAGACCCAAGCAACCCCCCAAAAUAGUGCCUGCUCCCAAACCCGAGCCUGUGUCCUUGGUGUUGAAGAGCGCCCGCAUUGCUCCAGCCGCCUUCUCAGGCCAGCCACAAAAGGUGAUCAUGACAUCAGCCCCUCUGAAGAGAGAAGGGAUUCUGGCGUCUACCGUGUCCCCAUCCAACGUGGUCAUUGCCUCUGCUGCCAUCACCCGGGCUUCUGGAGUCACAGAGUUCCUCAGCCACAGCACAAGCAGCCAGCCUACCCCUGUCUCUCGGCUCUUCUCCCCAAGUACAGUGCAAGACUCCCUGGUGAAGGGCGAGCAGGUCCCACUACAUGGGGGCAGUCCCCAGGUCCCUGCCACGGGCUCUAGCCGUGAAUGCCCCAACUCAGGGCACGCCUCUCCCUGCCCAUCAGAACAAAGUCCCAGUCCUCAAUCCCCCCAGAACAACUGCUCAGGGAAAUCCACAGACCCCAAAAACGUGGCUGCAUUAAAGAACCGGCAGAAGCACAUCUCGGCUGAGCAGAAAAGGCGUUUCAAUAUCAGGAUGGGCUUUAACACCCUCAACAGUUUGAUCUCCAAUAAUUCCAAGCAGACCAGCCAUGCCAUCACACUGCAGAAGACCAUGGAGUACAUCACCAAGCUGCAGCAGGAGCGGAUGCAGAUGCAGGAGGAGACCCGGAGGCUUCGGGAGGAAAUUGAGGAGCUCAACGCCACCAUCAUUUCCUGCCAGCAGCUGCUGCCUGCCACAGGAGUCCCUGUCAGCUGCCGCCAGUCGGACCACAUGAAGGACAUGUUUGAGGAGUACGUGAAAAGCAGGGUCCUGCAGAAUUGGAAAUUCUGGAUUUUCAGCAUGAUCAUCAAGCCACUGUUCGAGUCUUUCAAGGGGAUGGUGUCCACCAGCAGCUGGGAGGACUUUCACCGGACGGCGCUUUCCUGGCUGGACCAGCACUGCUCUUUGCCUGUCCUCAGGCCAAUGGUACUGAGUACCCUCCGGCAGCUGAGCACCACCACCUCCAUCCUGACAGACCCGUCCCAGCUGCCAGAGCAGGCAUCAGAGGCUGUUUCCAGGAUCGGCAAGAGACUGGGGGAAUUGUAAGCGUAGUUGGCAUGUGACUGCAUGAGAUGCCUGAAGACCCCCGUACCCUUCCUGACACACCACCUCAGGGCUGCCCUUGACUCCAGUGGCCCACUGCCCCUGUCAGGAUGCUGUGCUCAGGUCUGAAGCAGGUUUGGGGCCUGCCCACAGCAGUAUCCCAUCUUGGGAACCCUUGCUGUGACCUCUCACUCAGUGACCUCAAUCACCAGUCUCCCCUGCAUUUGGGGUGGCCCAGACAAAGGGAAACAUGGCUGUUCUGCUCCUGCCCUCCUGGUGGCCUGUUGGGGUCCAGGGCCAGCAAGUGCCAGACAAGGAGACAAAGCCCGUUCCUUCAGGUGGGGAUCAUCCGGGGUCCCUCAGAAGUCCUUUCUUGACUUAGAGACUCGGCCCCUGUCACAUCGUUGUCUACUUGUGCUCCUCUGGCAACCCCUGCACACUUUCUGGCCUCUGUAGCAGCA